CACAUUUUUUUUCACCGGAUAAAACGAUAGACCAGUAUUUUUUACACACCAUGGACAACAACAAUAACAACCAGAUUCUUGACGUAGAUGGUUGGCCGAAUGACGUAUAUGGAUUUUUGAGGGGGACACGGUCAAAUGGAGUGAACAUGUGGGUCACUUUCUUAUUGGAGGACAAGGUUGAACUCAAUGACACAAAUGACAAGAAACGAUGUGGAUUACCUGAUAUCGGGAAGGAGGAACGGAAUGUAAAGGAUGAAAAGCGGGUGAAUGAGGAAGAGGACGGGGUGAAUGAGGAGGAGGAGUAUUACAACCCGUACAUUCGGCUGUAUGCCGAUUGUGAAGAUUGGGGAUAUGGUGACGGAAUGCCUGCGGCCUGGCGACAAUAAACCGAGGUCACAAAAACCUCUUGAGAAGUCGAUCGCGCUGGCGACCUAUGAGAUGCAUAUUCUUUCAUAUUAUAUAAACGAAUUACCAUAACAGACACUAUUCGUAUAAUGUAGGGCAAUUCGGUGGCAAGCAUAAGUGAACAUUCUUUUUGUUUGUACAAAGCAUUAUCAGAUCCAAAUUGCAUGAUAUAACUAUAGUUUGAUAUAUUUUCUUACCUUUUGGUAUAGCCUACAUUUCAAUUAUGGUCUUUGUGGUGAUGUAUCUGCGAAUACAUUUAGAGGUGACGAUUAUUUACUGUUA
Molecule: messenger RNA, 687 nt
Organism: Mizuhopecten yessoensis (Yesso scallop)
Lineage: Eukaryota; Metazoa; Mollusca; Bivalvia; Pectinida; Pectinidae
Exons: 4
Coding region: 51-386 (111 amino acids)
Source: RefSeq, a predicted model, not a curated record